Molecule: messenger RNA, 1072 nt
Organism: Culex quinquefasciatus (southern house mosquito)
Lineage: Eukaryota; Metazoa; Arthropoda; Insecta; Diptera; Culicidae
Exons: 2
Coding region: 30-1007 (325 amino acids)
Biological process (GO): GPI anchor biosynthetic process
Cellular component (GO): endoplasmic reticulum
Molecular function (GO): hydrolase activity
Source: RefSeq, a predicted model, not a curated record
ACAUCAUUCUUCCCCAUCCAAACAACACUAUGCGACUCCACCUAGGACUCCACAAUCAUAUUACUGAUAGAAAACAUUCGUGGAGACGCACGGUAUUUCUCCAUUUGCCAACGAAAACCUACUUUUCCUGUUCCAGACAUCUGUCCCGCACGUACCGCCGCGCCCUGCAGCACACCACGCCGGACGUAAUUUGCUUCCUGGGCGAUCUGAUGGACGAGGGCAGCGUGGCCACCGACGUCCAGUACGACGAGUACUUUGCCCGAUUCGCCGACAUUUUCACCCAGCCCACGGCGGACACGUUGAUGAUUUACAUCCCAGGUGACAACGACCUGGGCCGCGAGGGAAUGGAGCCCAUCUCGGCGGAGAACGUGCAACGCUUCCGGCAGUACUUUGCCGAGCAGCCCUCGUGGGAGCUGUUGGGACGGGCCAAAUUCUACAACAUCAACCGGGUCAGCACGACGCUCCCGCCGGCGGACGAUCUCAACUACGAUGCGCAAUCGCGCACGAUCUUCCUGAGCCACAUGAGUCUGCUCAAGUCCGCGGGAGAGUUCUCUGCGCAUGCCGUCGAUGCGUUCCGUCCGGAUGUGAUAUUCUCGGCCAAUGACCACAGCUCGAAGGUGGCCGCAGUUCCCAAGAGCCGGCUUCUGCUGGACGAUGUAAUGCACGCGCCACUGAACGUUGAACGGGACAAGCGGCACGAAGUUUCGGUGUUUGAUUUGGGCAGUUUAAGGCUGCAGCAGCGACUGCUGGAGAUUCUGGUGCCGACCUGUUCGUAUCGAAUGGGUGCCAUGAAGAUCGGUUAUGGAUAUGCGGUGCUCGAUGGUGACACCCUGAAGUACACAGUCCUGUGGACGGCUCAACGUUACUACCAGCUGGCUUCUUACUCGUUGCUGAUCAUCCCACUGAAGCUGCUCUGUGGACAGAUUUGGUGCGCUCUGUUCAAACGGUAUUGGUGCAGCUGCAGACCACGUAACCGGACGCCGUACCUUCCGCUGCACGCAAACUGAGAAUUACUCAGCUGAAAAUCUAAGGAAUUCUCAGACACAGUCAUCUCAUAUUGAGUUAAAACAAA